GUUGUUUUGCUGUCUUUAGGGUCUUUUCUAUUUUUAUUCAUUCUAUUUCUCUUUAAAGCUGUUUUUUUAUUCAUUCUGUCUCUGUAGUUGUUUUCCAUCUAUCUUUCCUCAUUUUGAUCAUUUGAUUGACUUUCCAACAGAAAGGUGAACAGUUCUCAGGUCCAGGGAUCCCCGGACUCCUUGGGCUCAUGGCCCUAUGCCUGGUCGGCCCGUUCAUACACACCGUUUUUGAAACUGACACACGUGAAUGAAUGGCACACUAGAUCACUAACAGGCCUUGGGGGUGGUAGAAAUAGCUAACCGGAUUGUAUGCCUUAGUUAAAAAUGCCACUAGAAGCAUAGAAAGAAUAGAGCAGCCUUGUCCCUCUAAUGGCUCUAGCUAACUCAGCCGCUAGCUAGGGGAGGCAGAGACUACUGGGAGGCAUGUCCUUUAGUUCUAUUGAAUCAGCUUCAUAUGUGCAUGUAGUCCGGGUCAGGAGGAACGCAUGUGCUUCUUUGCUGAUUAGAAAGGAAACACAGACAACAGAGAUUGCUACGGUCUGGACCCAGGCGUUGGUAUUCUGGAAGUGAAAGUAGCUGGUGACACAACAAGCAGAAAGCGACUACUAAAGACAAGAGUGGACAUGAAACAGCUGGUUCAGUUUAACUUUCUCAACAAAGGUAAGUUGAAUUUACCUAAAACAGUUUUGAUGAAAACUUCUGUUAUCCACAAAGCUGAAUCAGUGCCUUCAAGUAACAUGCUACUGUUAAACAGAGGAAGGAGACCUUUGACUCAAGUUAAUGAUUUAGGAUCAUUUCUAAAUCUGUCAAGGACAAGAUUUAGUCAAAAUUUAAAUCAAACUGCCAGUACAGCAAAAGUAAGUAUGCCAAGUCUGGGGGACAGCUGACAACUGAAAACGAUAACGCCAGUAUUAAUGGGGAACCAGUUGAGCAUGUCACUGUGUUAUGACAAGAGGGAGGGGAUAGCGAGCAAACACAUAAAGUGCUACACUGCACACACCCACUCACCAUCUCUGUACAAGGCUGUUCUCUGCCUCAAGCCCAUGGAUUGCUCCAUGUGGACAUUUCUCUCAUGUAAAGAGGUGUGUUUGGCUUCAUAGGCAUGCACAAUGUAAACUAUUGGAUCAAUGGAUAAAAGCAUCAAUGGAACAAGUGUUUUUCAACAGCAUUCAGCUGCCAGUUUAUUAGGUUCCCCUAGUUAAAAAGAAUGCAGUCUAAUAAUAGCCCUCCCUUAAACCAUAUCUUCAUGAAGAAUAAAACAGAGGAUAAACAUGAACUAAAAUGAAGAAAAAUAUGAAGUAUAAAUAAUAUAGUGCCAUUACAGUGCACUGAGAUAUGAAUAAAGAUAGCAGGCAGUGGUAAACAUAAAAACUUUUGGCCCUGAGGGACAGUAAGAUACCCGCCCUGAGACAUUUGCAUUAUUCGCAUCAUUUCACCAGAGAAUAAAGAGUCUCACUUUCUUGGUCUACUAUUAGUGCUGAAAAGUGCACCAGUGCUCUGAAUAAGCCCCUGUUGUCUGACCGUCUAUAGAGACCUGUAAAGACAGCGUUACAGCCGUCAAACCUACUAUAGAAGUAAAACAGCAAUGACAAUCAAUUAGUUGUUUGACAGAAAAUAAAUCAGUAACAAUUUCUCAAGCAGAAAUGCAAAAUACUGUCUGGUUGCAGCUUUGUGAGGAUUUUCUCUUUUUCUUUGUUAUAUAUAUAUGAUAGUCAACUUAAUAUCUUUGAGUUUUGGUCUGGUGGUCAAACAAAACAGCAUAACCUACUGUAUAGAAAUUAGAUAAAAGCAUGAGCAAAGUUUUCAAAUCUUGCUUAGACAUCAAAUCCUUUAAUUACUGUGAUAUUUUUAAACAGGUAAUUGUCAUUUUCUUGGCACAGAUGUCAAAAUUUAGGUCUGAGUACGACUAUGAUUUCUAGUUUUGUUUAUGGUUGGUAACACUAGGCAUUUAAGAUGCAAACUGACUAAACAAAAAGUGUACACUGCAAACUUCAGGAUUUAUCACAGGGCUGUUGAGUUUAGAUAUGUCUACCCAAUAAACUGGCAGUAAGUCUAUAUAUUUACUACAAACUGUUAAGUUCCAGUGACCUGUAAAAACAGCAUGUUGUUACUGUGGUCAAACGUCACAUUGUGUAUUAUCUCAUCUAUCCCCCACAUGUAAUCAAGCAAAGCUUGUGCUGCUAAUUAGACAUUCUUAGCACACCUGGUCUACAUAUAAACACAGGCCUGCGCCAGGGGAAUAAGCUACGUAUCUCUUCCCGAAGGCAGGUAUAACUGGGUCUGAAGAAGAUAUAACAUCAGCUGGAUCAGAUUAGACGGCACUGCAAUAGGUCCAACUAGACUCCUUACUUCCUUGUUCUAAAGAGGCCACGGCUAUGCUGACAUUUCCUCUGAAUCCAAAGACAUCAUCAUGCUGAAGACGGAGGCCUCUGGGGAGAGGACCAGCCUCCGGAGUGCGUCCCCCCACCGCAACGCCUACCGGGCUGAGUUUCAGGCACUAAAGAGGGCCUUUGAUCAGCCUCGGCUUGAUGGAGAGACAAAGCCCAAAGACUUUGAACGGAUAAAACAACCAAGGGGCCGCCAGUAUGGCACUCAUGUCAGCCGCAUUAAGGACAUGUUUAUGCAGAUGGGUUCAGAAAAUGCAGCAGCUAAGGCCAGGGGACGGGAUGAUACCUCACCCCAAAAACUAGUCAAGCCCACCAACUUCAUCAACAAGGCUGAUGGGUCAGUGAUAAAACUCCAGCAUUCCUCAUCAGCUGAAAGGGUUGGAGGUGCUGGAGCAAAGUUCUCUGAAACUAGGAAGCUGUUUGAGCAGCAGUCACGUGACCAGUCCCAGUCACCAGUUUUUCCCUAUGGACGUGAUAAAAGGGGUUCCCAUGAGCACCUUGAUGACUGGCGAGGGGCAAGAUCCAAUCGAGGUAGUACAGACUCCUUGGAUUCACUUUGCUCCAGAACAGAGGCACCUUCACCAACUGUUAGUCAACUCAGUGCUGUUUUUGAAAAUGCAGACCACCACAACCAGGGCAUUUCAUAUAGAGGAGUCACCAGACGAGCCCUCUAUUCACCAGAUGGAUUCCAUCGCCAUGGAGGGGAUGUCAGUGAGGAUGAUUCACGACAAUCUCCAGUUUGUGGAAUCUACCAGAACAGGAUAGGGGGAAAGUUUCCCACAUCUCUAUCCUCCGAGGACCUUGUGAACCCCAGUGCUGGGGCAGAGGCUUCAGAGUUCAGAUCACUUCCACAAGAGGAGGCUGCCCAAGAUAAAGCAGACAAGACUAUGGACAGAGACAGACGGUGCCUUUUUGGGGCCUCCACCAAUGGAAGCCAGGUCAAUGGUUCUUGUGAAGAAGAGGAGAAACCUUCAGAAAGAAAAAAACAGAUUGAGGAUGUAGAGGUGUCCAGAGGAUCAAAACCAACAGAUGAUGCCAUGAUUUCCAAUAAAGCUCUUGAAGAUGCCCCUUCAGAACCCUUACUGACCCCAAUUACACCUGCUGGGGAAAUCCAGGAGGAUGGAGAAGGUUCAGGAGAAGACAAAUCAUCUGAAUCACCUAAGGACCAGGUAGAAGAACCUGAAGAGGAAUACACUGGAAAUGAGCGGGUUAUUUUUAAUGCAGAUGGGGAUGCCUGUUACCAGGGUUGGGGGGAAAGCUGCACAGAUGCCGAAGAUGAUCUGUAUGGUGAUGAUGAGGAUAUUGUCUACGAUCCGGGCUCUGAUCUGACAGAGAUUCCUGGUUUGCCAGAAGAAAACAAAGAGGACAUCCCUUCAAAUAGGAAGAUUCGCUUCAGCAAUGCUCCCAUUACAGUGUUCAAUACAUACUCCAAUGAGGAUUAUGACCGACGUAAUGAGGAGGUGGAUCCUGUGGCCUCCUCCGCAGAAUACGAGCUGGAGAAGAGGGUGGAGAAACUGGAGCUCUUCCCUGUGGAGCUAGAGAAAGAUGAAGACGGCCUGGGGAUCAGUAUCAUCGGGAUGGGUGUUGGUGCUGACGCAGGCCUGGAGAAACUGGGCAUCUUUGUAAAGACUGUUAUUGAGGGUGGAGCUGCUGAAAGAGACGGCAGAAUCAAGGUGAAUGACCAGAUUGUGGAGGUGGAUGGGACCAGUCUGGUGGGUGUCACCCAGAGUUUUGCUGCCUCUGUUCUCAGGAACACAUCAGGAGUGGUUCGGUUUGUAAUUGGUCGAGAACGUCCAGGCCAGCAGAGUGAGGUUGCCACUCUGAUCCAGCAGACCCUGGAGCAGGAGAGGAGACAGAGAGAGCUGCUGGAGCAGCAGUAUGCCCACUAUGAUGCUGAUGAUGAUGAGCAAACUGGAGAGUACGCCACCGAUGACGAGGAGACGGGGCCAACCGAGGCAGGUGGGGAGAAGAGCAUUGAGGUAUUUGACUUGCCAGAGACCGAGGACAUCUUGUCUCCCUCUGAGUUAGAUGCCACCAAACUCUACCAGAAGUUCAGAGAGCUCCAGAUCAAACACACCGUGACCGAGGCCGAGAUCCAGAAGCUUAAAAAUAAGUUAGCAUCCGUGGAGAGGGAGAAGCAGCACUGGGAGAAGGAGAAGAGCCAGCUGAAGGCCAGCAUCGAGGAGAACAAGGAGAGGAUGCUGAAACUGGAGAGUUAUUGGAUUGAGGCACAAACCCUCUGCCACACUGUCAAUGAGCACUUGAAAGAAGCCCAGGCUCAGUACCAGGCUCUGGAAAAGAAGUACAACAAAGCCAAGAAACUCAUCAAGGACUUCCAACAGAAAGAGGUAGAGUUCAUCCAGAAGGAGGAUGCAGAGAGGAGACGGCUGGAGGAGGCAGAGAAAGCUCACUUGGCUGAGAUCCAGGGACUGCAAGUCAGGAUUGCAGCAUUAGAGUCUGAGCUAAUGCAGCUGAUGAAACAGAAUGGCAUCCAGGUCAACAACAACAACAGCAACAGUGCUGAGCGGCUCAGUGCUCGGCAGCACAGUCCAAACAGGGCUGCAGCUUCAGCACAAGCCAGAGACCUGAUGGGGGCCUCUUCCUCUUCACCCAGUAAAAAGAAGGGCUACAGAGGAGUGGCCCGAGACAGCAUCAGCUCUACAGAGGGAGAGGUCUCAGAGGAACAAGGCAGUCCAGCCCACAGUCGCUUCGAUUUGAGUCAUAGUAUGGCCCCUGGCAGUGCAGAGGGCUCCCACAGAAAAUCACUGCAACUGCUGUCCACCACAGGAACUCUUCAGGAUGGUUCUCAGUCUCCUGUGAUGCUGGGCCCUUCUCGCAGUCUGGAGGAGCACAUACAAGCUCUGGACCCUGGAUCCUCCCUCAGGAAAACCCAAGUGAAGGAUAAAGAUCCCAGAGCCUCACCUGUAAAUGGCUCCACAGAGCCUUCAGCAGAGGACAGUCCAGACAAACUCAGGACCAAGGGAGCCACUCUGAAUGAUGAUCUGAGUGCCAGCAGCAGCAGCUCAGUGGAGAUCAGCGGUUUGCUGAGUGAGGCCACGAUGUCGGGACGCUCACACACCCUGAUGCUCUCCUCAGAUGAGAGUCUGGAUAUGAUAGACGAUGAGAUCCUAGACGAGGGACGGUUUUUGAAGCCGUAUCAAUGGCAGAACCGCAGCAUUACAGAGUGGACCUCCCAGCAAGUGGCACACUGGCUCAUGGGCCUCAACUUAGAGCACCAUGUCCUAGAAUUCACUGCCAAAAACAUAGAUGGAGAACAGCUGCUACAGCUAGAUAGCACUGAGCUCAAGGCCCUUGGAGUCACUUCUUCACAGGAACGUGCCCUUAUCAAGAAAAAGAUCAAAGACCUUAAAGUUCUGAUGGAGAAGGCCAAAAGGAACCGCGAGAAGGUGGCGAAACGGCGUGAGAAGCUACGAAAGAAAGAGCUGGAGUAGCAGCAGAAAGAGAUGUGCAAAGAAAGCCCUGCAGAGUAAAGUCAACUAUUAGAUCACCUCCUGCUUUACUGUAGCAUGACAGCAAGUAGCAUUGUGAGGAACAGAACAUCAGUAGGCCCCACAAACGAAGGUCGAGGGGUGUCUACUCAGUACUUCGAUAGUUCUCAGCUCCAACCCCAAAUGUCAAGAGAUUGUUGAGUGACUAUUUCAAAAAGCAAAUUGAACCAAAAUGGAGCAAUUUGAUGAUAAGAUUUGCUUCACCGUAACACCUGUCCUGUGUUUUUAGACAUUUCAGUUCUGUUUAUUUUUACUGUUUGUAGUAUGUAAAUUGAAUUUAUUUAUUUCCAGAGUAUGUGAAAAGGUAUUCUCAUCCCACAUCAUCCUCAGAUCUGUUUGUGUUACCUAUCACAUCACCGUUGGACACAAUGACCAUGUACAUAUACAGUGAUAUGUGCAGAUCCUAAUAUGUUUGUUGUGCCAUUUUGAUAGACUUAUGUAAAUCCCGUUCAGACAUAUAGAGCAGUGGGAUUUCUCCAUCACUUUGAAGCACAUACAGGCCAGGCCUGUGUGGUGGAAUGUACUGUAGGAGGCAGUAUUCAUCUCCCACCACUGGGUGUCCUCAUGCUGCUGACUUUGACUACUGAAGAAGGCAACAGUGGAACCUUACAAAAGGAACUGAACCGGGAAGUUUCACUACGAGAAACAAACUCUUUGUUUUCAAGAACACUGUAAAUGUAAUCUCUGUGCUGGCUCAUCCAGUGCUCUUCACAUCUAAAACACUGAAACAGACCAACAACAAGACCCUACUGUACUAAGUGGACUGGUUCUAAAGGAGACUUCAGGUACAAUGUAAUCAUUGAAUUUAUAACUCACCAAACCUGUACCAUAAAAACAAAAACAAAUGAUAAAAUGAAACUUCUUGCUUAUGUACAUAAUGUUGCUUGUAACCUGCUUUUGACCUCUUUUUAUAUUAUCUUAAUAACAAAAUAAUACCCUGCUGCUGACUUUAGAAAAUCUAGAGUAGUAGAAUUUUUUUUUUAACGCUGCCUGCUUCUGUGCGUGUGUUGAAACACAUACAGUAGACUAAACUGAGUCAUCCAUUUCUAAUGCUGUCAUAUAGAUGGGUCACCUAUGUGAUCAAGAACAGGUGCAGGGGGUGCAGAAAUAGUCUUAACAUCACCUAAUACUACUGAUGGUAGACUGGAAAUUGCACCGGUUAGAUGCAAUAUAGUUUUCACUUUCUUAUGAAACUGGUUCAGUUAGACUAAAAAAAAAAAGUUAUUUGCUUAUUAGAUAAAAAUAUACCUUUUAUGUUAAAUUUUCUGUUUGUACUUUAUGCAGUUCUUGCUUUAGGAAUAUGAAGCUCAUUGUGACAUGUUGUUCCCUGUGUUUUUUUCUUUAAUCAUUCCUGGGAAUCAUUCCAUAGGUUUACAGUAAAACUAGAGACACCAGAGUCACCGUGAUAAAAACGAAGGCAGCUUGUGUUAUGACUUCCUUUUGUCUUAAGGGCCCUGCCUGGUGUACAGGCUAAGAACAGGAAUAGUUGGGGUUACAAAUACCUCCAUGCAAUGCCACAGUAACACAGGUUUCACCGUUCUGUGAAUGUUAUUUAUUUAUUUCUGUAUUUAAUGAAGCAAAUAACUAUUGUUUUUGAUAACUUACAAAAAAUAGAGUAUUAUUAAUGCCUAAUAAUUUAUCCAGCAUAAUUGUAUAAUUAACUUCUUUUGCCAAAACAUAAUUAAAACUGCUCAUUAAAAGUGACUGACAUUAUGGUCAUUAAAUCAAGUGAGAAGGAUUAAAAGUUUGUUGAAUGAAAGCAAGAACAGCUUACAAUACUCUCUCAUUGUGCUUGUUUUCCUUUGAUACAACCAUAGUACUGCACCAGUGCUACUCCAAUAAACUGCUCAUGAUGUAUUAUGAAAUAUUUUGUCUUCACUUUAACCCUUAUGUGAAAUCCCCACCUUGUCUGCCAGGCAGCAGGCUGCACUCUUCUGGUUCUUUUCUAUGUAUAGUAAAAAAAAAAGAGCAAUAUACUGUAAAGAAACCUUGUUUUUUUUUGUUUUAAUUGUGUCAUUGUGUAUGUGCAGUUUGUUGGGGAACUGAAGAGGGUCAAAGGUCAAACCUUAGCUGAAAAUCUGAUCUUUUCUUUGUGCUUGACUGACAUGAUGAAAGCAGUAUAUGGAUGAGACCCUGGUGCAGGCAAAAAUACAAAUACAUCUGGAAGGGUUGUACUGUAUGUGGAGAACAAAAAAUGACAACCACAAACUGCUAGCCAUGCUUUCACUUUACAAAAAGUUGUUUAUCCUUCUCCUCCUCCUUUUUUUGUCAUUACUUUGCUCUCAUGUUUUUUGCAUUCUGAAAAGCUUGAGAGGGCAGCUACCUGUCACACUGAAUAAAAUGUGC
Monopterus albus (swamp eel) is the source of this 8242-nucleotide messenger RNA. RefSeq names its product protein phosphatase 1, regulatory subunit 9A (gene ppp1r9a). The coding region runs from base 2411 to 5839 and encodes 1142 amino acids. Gene Ontology annotation, biological process: actin filament organization; neuron projection development; calcium-mediated signaling. NCBI's taxonomy places the organism in Eukaryota, Metazoa, Chordata, Actinopteri, Synbranchiformes, Synbranchidae. The record is from RefSeq and is a predicted model, not a curated record. Gene Ontology annotation, cellular component: cytoplasm; postsynaptic density; actin cytoskeleton. The transcript has 20 exons. Gene Ontology annotation, molecular function: actin filament binding.